UUAUUUUUCACUCAAAAUCUAGUUCGCGCGAUGAAGUAUUGAAAUCGUCAAACUAAACUAAAUCCGCAAAUCAUAUUUAACCAGUUGAGUUUGAGGUUUGAGGAUGAUCUGAACGGCGGCUUAUGCACGGGGUGAGGCAUGCAAUGGGCAAGCAGUGACUGCUGCGGCCGCAUUUGAAGCUUCCGUAUUGCGUAAAUUGGAGAAUGCUCCUGCAACGGGGAUGGCGGCUGAUGCUUAUGCGUUCUCCAUCGGCAUCGCAUUCGCCGAAGCUUGGCAAGCUGCCGUGAAAUCCAAUUACCUCGCCAAUUUCUUUGGCGCAAAAUCGGAAACAGUUUCGUCUUGUUACCACGUUCAAAUUUGUAGCUAAAAUAACAUAUGUAGAGUGAGAGAAUGAAUGAUGAACAAUACAGUUUCCUUGCGAUAGCAAUCCGACACCGGCGACUAAUUGGAAUCGAAGGAUCUCGACUAGUACGGACAGAGAGGAGACCGGACGGGUGAAAUUAAAACCUAAGUCGGAAGGUUGGGAUCCGAUAGAAAGGCAGAAAUUGAUUAAUUGCUGUUGGAUUAACGAAGGCAUUAGGCCAUUUUUCUGGGUAAGUAAUCAUUGGCACUCACGAUUUUUCCCGGUAUCAAUUCGUCGGAAAAGGGAAUCGGGACGUAAACGAGAUAAAAAAUAAAAGUUUGAAGAUGGAAAGAAGACAGCUUAAAGUUCAAGGACAAAAAGAGAAAAGGUUGAAACUUUAAAGAGAGAACUGAGAAAGUAUGGUUUAGCCAAAUUUUGUUCAUAAGCAUAAAUGGGGUCGGCGAUAAUGCGAGCCACAUAAACGUGGUGCGUUUUCACCCUCACAAAUUACAGUCGAGGCACCAUAAUACUCUCCUCUUUCGUCUUUUGCCCCUGCAACUUCGAACGUUACUCGGAGCGCACUCAUCAGGACAAAAUAGAGAACGAGAGAGAGGGAAGCGGAUGGAGGAGGUCUCAACGGGGGCUAUAGUCCCUGCAGUGAAGCCAGAGACCAACCUUUCCUCCGGAACUGACCCACCUGAGCGUGCCACCGCCACCGUUUCUUCUACCGGAGCCACUGCUGUGGCGGAUGAGGAAUUCUUGGAGGUGGACAAGGACUUCCUGUGUCCGAUUUGUAUGCAGAUUAUAAAAGACGCAUUCCUCACGGCCUGCGGGCAUAGCUUCUGCUACAUGUGCAUAGUCACUCAUCUUCGCAACAAGAGCGAUUGCCCCUGUUGUGGCCAUUUUCUCACCACCAAUCAGCUUUUCCCUAAUCUCUUGCUCGACAAGCUAUUGAAGAAGACAUCUGCUCGUCAAAUAUCAAAAACUGCGACACCCGUGGAUCAUUUUCAUCGUGCAUUGCAGCAGGGGUGUGAAGUGUCAAUAAAGGAUCUAGAUACCCUUUUGUCACUUCUUGCGGAGAAGAAGCAAAAAAUGGAGCAAGAAGAAGCGGAGAGAAAUAUGCAAAUACUAAUGGAAUUCUUGCAGUAUUUGAAGAAGCAAAAAGUUGAUGAAUUGAAUGAGGUGCGAACUGAUCUCCAGUUUAUAAAAGAGGACAUAGAUGCUGUAGAAAGUCAUAGAUUAGAGUUGUUUCAUACAAGGGACAGGUUCUCAAUGAAAUUGAGAGUGCUUGGAGACGAUUUAAGUGCAAGAAAACCGUGGACUGCAUUGGUAGAUAAGAACUGUAGUGGUUCCAUCUCCAGUUCUCACAUUAUAAGAGGAGGGAUGUCUUCAGGGAAUAUCCCAAACAAGAAAUUGGAUUUAAAGGCUCAAGUAAGCUCCCAUGGUCUUCAGAGAAAGGAUGCUUCAAGUGGGGUGAGUCAAUCUAGCCUGUCGGUGGUAAGAAAGAAGCGGGUCCAUGUGCAGUUCAAUGACCUGCAAGAGUGUUACCUGCAAAAGCGACGUCAGUUGGCAAACCAACCCCAUAAACAACAGGAAAGGGAUAAAACUGUUAUAAAUAGAGCUGGUUAUAGUGCAGGCCUUGCAGAGUUUCAAUCUGUUCUCAGUACCUUCACUCAAUACAGCCGGCUGAAGGUCAUUGCCGAAAUCAGGCACGGGGAUCUAUUUCACGCGGCCAAUAUUGUAUCAAGCAUAGAAUUUGAUCGCGAUGAUGAAUUGUUUGCCACUGCUGGAGUUUCUCGACGAAUCAAGAUUUUUGAUUUUUCUACAGUUGUGAAUGAGCGUACAGAUGUGCAGUGUCCUGUUGUGGAGAUGUCUACUCGUUCUAAACUUAGUUGCUUGAGUUGGAACAAAUAUGAUAAGCAUCAUAUUGCCAGUAGUGAUUACGAGGGAAUAGUGACAGUUUGGGAUGCAACAACUCGGCAGAGUGUGAUGGAAUAUGAAGAGCAUGAAAAACGUGCAUGGAGUGUUGAUUUUUCUCACACAGAUCCCUCAAUGCUUGUGUCUGGCAGCGAUGACUGCAAGGUAAAAGUUUGGUGCACAAAUCAGGAGGCAAGUGUACUGAACAUUGACAUGAAAGCAAAUAUAUGUUGUGUCAAGUAUAAUCCUGGAUCUAGCAAUUACAUUGCGGUUGGUUCAGCGGAUCAUCACAUCCACUAUUUUGAUAUAAGAAACAGCAGCCAGCCACUGCAUGUGUUCAGUGGGCACAAGAAAACUGUUUCAUACGUGAAGUUCUUGUCUAACAAUGAGCUUGCUUCUGCAUCUACAGAUGGCACAUUGCGGUUAUGGGAUGUGAAGGACAAUUUACCGGUACGUACCUUCAGAGGGCACUCCAACGAGAAAAACUUUGUUGGUCUUACAGUAAACAGCGAUUAUAUUGCCUGUGGUAGCGAAACAAAUGAAGUAUAUGUCUACCACAAGGAGAUCUGUAAACCAGUAACAUGGCAUAGGUUUGGUUCACCCAAUACAGACGAUACUGAUGAGGAUGCAGGAUCUUACUUCAUCAGUGCUGUCUGCUGGAAGAAUGAUAGUCCUACAAUGCUGACUGCAAACAGCCAGGGUACCAUUAAAGUAUUAGUUCUUGCAACUUGAAAAUGAAGUUAAGAAAAGAUAGUAGCACAGUAGGAAAAAGAAACAAAUUGGUCGAUUCUUGACACCCAAUUCACCAACUGUCAAAAAUUGUGUAUUUAACCUGUAAAUAUAUAAAUAUAUAGUGGGAGACUGAUAGUGUAUAUGUGGUUAGGUUUUCCAUACCAUUAUAUCUGUAAGUUUACUGUUCUUGGUCCUAAGCUAUGCAAUUACUGACUAAUUUUGUGAACUGUCGAUACAGAGUAUGAAUUCUAUCAAAUAAUUUGUGUAUAACAUUAUAUUUAUAUGGCUUAGAGGCGACAAGACAAACUUGGCAAUCAUGUUGGACA
Messenger RNA from Tripterygium wilfordii, 3318 nucleotides. Its product is annotated as E3 ubiquitin-protein ligase COP1-like. The transcript has 13 exons. NCBI's taxonomy places the organism in Eukaryota, Viridiplantae, Streptophyta, Magnoliopsida, Celastrales, Celastraceae. The record is from RefSeq and is a predicted model, not a curated record. Gene Ontology annotation, molecular function: protein binding; ubiquitin protein ligase activity. Bases 965 to 2992 code for a protein of 675 amino acids. Gene Ontology annotation, biological process: proteasome-mediated ubiquitin-dependent protein catabolic process.